This is a messenger RNA of Chaetomium fimeti, 816 nucleotides long. RefSeq names its product carbonic anhydrase. Gene Ontology annotation, cellular component: cytoplasm. Bases 118 to 816 code for a protein of 232 amino acids. The record is from RefSeq and is a predicted model, not a curated record. Gene Ontology annotation, biological process: cellular response to carbon dioxide; carbon utilization; cellular response to oxidative stress. Gene Ontology annotation, molecular function: carbonate dehydratase activity; zinc ion binding. Lineage: Eukaryota; Fungi; Ascomycota; Sordariomycetes; Sordariales; Chaetomiaceae. The transcript is spliced from 3 exons.
CAGGUUUUAAAGCUCCGGCCUGUUUCGGGGUUCCUCUUUCCCUCAUAUUCUUACCUAGUUACUUUCCUGGUUCCGUUCGACUUGCUUGUUACUGGUGGUUAGACAUAACCAAGCGACAUGGCGCAAGAAGACAGUUUCCUCUACGCCUUGAGCUCCAACAACGCCUGGGCCGGCUACAAAGCGCACCAGAACCCCAACUUCUUCCCCAAGCUCGCAAGCGGGCAAGCACCUCAAAUCCUCUGGCUCGGCUGCUCGGACUCGCGCUGCCCCGAGACCACCAUCCUCGGCCUGCAACCGGGGGACGUGUUCGUGCACCGGUGCAUCGCCAACAUCGUGUCGGCGACCGACAUCAACACGUCGGCGGCGAUCGAGUUCGCCGUCGCCCACCUGCGCGUCGCCCACGUCGUGCUGUGCGGCCACUCGGCCUGCGGCGGCGCCCUCGCCACCGUCGGCCGCGCCCGCCUCGGCGGCGUCCUCGAUACGUGGCUGACGCCGCUGAGGGCCAUUCAUGCGGCGCAUGAGGAGGAGUUGGCGGGGAUCAAGGAUGAGGGGGCGAGGGCGGUCAGGAUUGCGGAGUUGAAUGUCGAGGCGGGGGUUGCGGUGUUGAUGGCGAAUGGGGUGGUGCAGGAUGCGGUGAGGGAGAGGGGGCUGGAGGUGCAUGGGUGUUUCUUUGAUCUUGCGAGUGGGAGGAUUAGGGAUUUGGGGUUUGGCACGAAGAGGGGGGUGAGGGUGGCGGGCGGUAACGGGGAGGAGGUUAGGGGGAGGCAUGCGCAGCUGGUGUUUAGGGGCGGGAACGCUUCGAUGGCGGUGCGGUGA